AGGCGCUUGAUUCGAAAAUGCGUGGCAACCCGGUGUUGCCAUUGUUACCGUACGGUGGGUAAUACAACCAGCGGACAUCAUUAGGAUACCACUGUUUCCGACUGGCAUCUACAGAUGUGUAACCUACUGUCAAAUUACCAAGAUACACUGGAUUCAAGUGAGACGGACUCAUGGUCUACAAAUGCUGAAUAUGAAGAUCUAAAGAUUCCUAACACUGCAGGGCAAAAAUCCGAUCAAUCAAAAGAAAAUAACACAAGUAAAAAAUCAAUGAAAAAUAUCAACUACAAAUCUAAAUUAACCCAACAUAAACCACAAAUCAAAUCUACAUCUCAACCAAAAUCCGGUUGUAUAUCAUCAACGUGUUUACCGGGAAAGCCUAGUUUAAGCAAUAAAUUAUAUUCAGACAAACGUGAAUCAAAUGAAAUAGCAUUAGCCAAUGCGAAUAGUUUGAUUGUACAAUUGAAUAAAGAAUUAACAGAUUGCAAAUUGGAAUUAAGAACAAUAUUAAGACAAUAUAAAAUGCAAGCUGUACGGUUGGAUAAAGCUAUAGCACGUGAAGCUGAAAUGCCAGAAGUUGUCGACCGUUUAAAAUCAGAAAUACGUACAUUACAAAUUAGAUUACAUCAAAAAACAUUAGAAUCAAGUGCUGAUAAGAAAAAAAUCAGUGAAUUACAACGAUGUAUUUAUAUGUUAGAUAAAAAAGCUGAUGAACGGCAUAAUCAAUCAAAGUAUUCAGAUGAAGGAUCAAUGAUAUCACAAAAACGAAGUGAACAACUUCAUAAUUUGUCCGUAGAAUUACAAGAAGAAAAGAAGAAGAAUUCACAAUUAGAAUGUGAAUUAGAUUUAAUGAAAAAUAAUUACAAGCAACAAAUUAGUGUAAGUAAUAAAAGGCUACGUAGUUUACGACAAGAAUGUCGACAAUUAAGAAGUGAACUUGAAGAGAAAACAGUAAAAAUGCAGACUGAAUUAUUUGAAUUACAAAAUGCUAUUAAUCAAUGUAUACCAAAACAUCUUGUCAUUUCGGAACAGUGUUAUUUACAAAGACCACCUUCUCUUUGUUUCACAAAUACUACUAAUAAUACUACUAAUGAAAUAGCAGCAGCAUCACAAAAAUUCAAUGGUCAUAAUAAUAAUUUGAAAUUGACUAAUAAUGUUGACUUAUGUCGACGUGUCUCCUCUACAUCGCUGAAUAAUGAUGGUGAUGGUGGUGGUGUUGGUGGUAAUAAAACCAGAAAAUUAUCAAGUGGUGAACCAAUUCAAGAUGGUGAAAGUGAAUGCUCAUCAUCUAAAGCAGGUUUUAUUCAGAAUACUCAAAUAGAUGGAAGUAGUCUUGGAAGUAAUAAAGAAAAUGUUGGGAAGUCAAAGGAAGAAGAACUAUGGAACGACAUAUUUGGUUCAAAGAAGGAUAAUAACAGUGAAUCACGGGAGGAACUGUUGGAAUUACAAAAUGUAUUUAGUCAACCUACUCCAAAAAAUACCAUUCUAGAACAUUUAUCUAGACAACCAUCUAUAUGUUUUACAAAUGAUAAUGACAAUCAUGUAAUUGAUAAUGAAAUAGCACAAAAAUUUACUGGUCAUAAUAAUUCAGAAUCGAAUUCAGAAUUAUCACGACGUAUAUCAUUGAAUGGAAAAACAAGAAAAUUAUCAAAUUGUGAUUCUGUUCUGCUAGAUCGUCAAAGUGAAAGUUCAUCGAAAUCAAUUUUUAAUACUCAAAUAGAUGGAAGUAGUCUUGGAAGUAAUAAGGAAAAUGUUGGAAAGUCAAAAGAAGAAGAACUAUGGAACGACAUAUUUGGUUCAAAGAAGGAUAAUAACAGUGAAACACGGCGAAUGAAAAAUGAACAUCGUUCAACUCCUCCUAGCGACGGACACUUAUUCACCAACGAUCAUAACAAUAAUAAUAAUAAUCUUGUCAAUGGAAAAACACUAAAUUCUUCAAAUCAGAAGAAAAUCAAUUUUCUUACACAGAAAAAUAACAUCACAACAACUACUACAACAACAACAACAAAUGAUAUAACAAACAAUGCAUUAUUGUCCAAUGCAAAUUUACCAUCAUGGUUAACAUUUAAUCAAACAAUUAGUAAACAACAACAACAUUCGAACGAUUGCAAUAAUACUCUGAUGAACAAUCGUCAUUCAUUGAUUGGUGGUGGCUGCAUUAACAAAUUAGAUAAUAGUGAAUAUUAUAGUAGAGGUACAAAACCUAAUCAUCUUCAUCCUAAUAAUCCUAAAAAUAAUCGAUUUUAUCAUCAUAUCACCACCACUAAUCAACUAGAUGAUAAUGUUGAUUCUGAUAUGGAAGAAUUACAAAUAUAAUGUGAUGAUAUUAUUAUUAUAGAUGAUGUUGUUUUACUUUGCAAAAGAUGCCUACUUACCAUAAAUGUAAAUUAAUUUGAUGAUUAUACUACUAACUUGAACUUAAUAACUGAGACACGGUUGUGUUGUGUAUGAUGCCCUGUUGCCACUGCUCCUCCUCUACCUCCUCCUAUUUAUCAGUAUUAUUCCGAAAAAUCAAUAAAUCGAUAAUCAUGUUAUCCAGAUUAUUUAUUGUUAUUUAAAUAUGUUGUGUAUUUCGUUUGAUUAUUCUAUUCGUAAAUAAUUGAUUUUUUCAGUUGGUUUUUGUGGCUAGUUUUAUUGUGUAUAACAUGUAUGUUGUUGUUGUUGUAUACACUAUUUGGAUAUAGUUACAGUUUUGAUUUUGAUUACAGUUCCUAGGCAACAUGUUCAUCACCAUCAUUAUCAGAUGUGUGUGUGAGUGAGGAUGUCAGUGUGAAUCACUGAUCUUCUUCAUUAGAAAAAUAGACUUUUCAUAUUUAUCAAUUGUUUGCUUAUUUAUCUAUGAAACAGUUAUUUUCAUUAAUGAUGAUAAUCUAUGUGAGUUUGACUUUAAAAUAAUAAUACUAUCUAUCUGUACAAAUACAGUGUAUUUAUUGGA
Molecule: messenger RNA, 2932 nt
Organism: Schistosoma turkestanicum
Lineage: Eukaryota; Metazoa; Platyhelminthes; Trematoda; Strigeidida; Schistosomatidae
Source: the annotation of a GenBank genome assembly